Messenger RNA from Oikopleura dioica, 1515 nucleotides. The record is from the annotation of a GenBank genome assembly. Lineage: Eukaryota; Metazoa; Chordata; Appendicularia; Copelata; Oikopleuridae.
AUGUUAUUCUUGAAGAUUUUACUUUUACUAAAGAUAGUACAUUGCCGAUAUGACGAAAACUUAUUAUUAACCCGUCUACUGGAUGGCUACCGCCUUGAAUUCCACAAGUCCACCGACUGCCCUCUAACAGAAGAACUAGGAAGGACGCUUUUUGAAUUAGACCCUCUGAACGAACAAGCAGUGCCGAAUUCUUGUGUUCGAUAUGUUGAAGACGGAUUUGCGAAAUACAACUCAAUGGUCCGUCCAGUUGCGAAUUUUUCACAGGCGCUUGAUGUUGCGAUGGAAUUGACGCUCCUGCAGAUUAUUGAGCUCAAUGAGAGGGAUCAAUAUCUGAUGACUUCGAUGAUGUAUUCAUUCAAUUGGACCGAUACCUACCUUACCUGGCGGCCGAGCAUGAACGGCGGCGUCGACAAGAUCGUCAUUGCACCUUCAAAAAUCUGGACCCCAGACAUUCUCCUUUAUCAAAGGUUUCGGCUUGGAGUGAAUAAUUCUCUUAUCCAAGAUGGCUUCGACUCCAAAUUCGCUUCAAACAUCGAAUGCUACUCUAAUGGAGCUUGCCUUUGGCUUCCUCCUGCGAUCAUUCAGAGCUCUUGCGAGGUCGAUAUGACAUUCUUUCCUUUCGAUACUCAAGAAUGCGUGAUGAAAUUUGGCUCCUGGUCGUAUACAAAGAAUUACUUGAACAUUAUGAUCAACAAUCCCACAAACGCCAUCGUUGGCGGAGGGCAGAAAGGAGAGAUUCUGAUUGAUCCAGCACAGUAUAUCAAGUCCACUGAAUGGGAAAUCGUCGGAAAAGAGUGCAUGCUUAGUGAGACUCUCUACGAAUGCUGUCCAAAUUACUAUCAAGAUAUCACUUACAAGCUCAAAUUGAAGCGUUACGUCUUUUAUCCGACCCUUACAUUGGUUCUUCCUUGCGUAAUGACUGCGAUGCUGAUUGUAUUGACCUUUGUGCUGCCUCCAGAUGCUGGUGAAAAAGUUGGAUUGAAUAUCACGAUCUUGCUGGCUAUGGUCGUUUUCAUGGACCAAUUAUCACAACAAACACCACCAAUGCCAUCAAGUCUUCCUGUUAUCGGCCAGUUUUUCGUCGCUUCCAUGAUCAUCAUUGCUGUUUCAAUGUUUUCAACGAUCUUUUGCCUCAAGCUUCAUCAUACUCAAGGCAGAGAAGCUAGACAAAUGCCGAAAUGGGUUCGAUUUUUACUUUUGGAUAUUAUGCCCAUCGUGCUGUUUAUUCAUCCCCCUCCCGAUCCACCUGUUGAUUUGGACGAAGAAAACGCAAAGCAGGAUCUUAUUGAAUUCAGUGGCAAUUCAGAGUUUUACUUUAUUUAUAAAGAGCUUAAAUUUAUAUCCGAUCGCAUGAGAGAGCAAGACAACGAUGGAUCGUAUGAAGAUGAGUGGAAAUACGCCGCACUGGUCCUAGAUAGGGCGUGUGCUUGGCUUUUUCUCGGCGGCCUGAGCAUUUCAUUCCUUGCCACAAUCUGCUCCGCCCCGGGAAUCUUCUACUCAAUCGAAAGCCACUGA